CUACAACACCCCCUGCUAAAGCCACACUCUGAGGGGACCCUGUGCGUCCUAUCCCACAGGAGGAGCCAGUCUUUCAACUUCCCUGAGUACCAUAUCUGUGUUCGGCAGCUGCUCCAGGCGCUGAAGACACCACCUGAGCCAAAGUGGCAAUGGAAAGACGCUCACCGGAGUCCUCCGGUACUCGCUAGCAGGCGGGCGAGCGGGGAUCCGCGCGGGGAGCCCAUGGAGCCGAAGAGUCCGCCCCCGGAGGGCGGCAGGGCCGAGGAGCUGCUGGGCGAGCUGGACGGGUUGGUGAAGGACGUGGUGAGGGCGAGCUCUUGGUGGGAGCGCCGCGGCUUGGACUGCGCCAUCCUGACGCUCAGCCUCCUUGCGGUGCCGGCCGGGUUCCUGUGCCUGCGUUCUGAGAAUGUCCUGGUCUUUGCCAUUGGCAUCACCAUCUUGGGUGUGUGCCACUACACACUCACCGUCAAAGGCAGUCACCUGGCCACUCACAACGCCCUCACCGAGUCCAAAUACUGGAACAAGAUCUUAGCGCUUUUCUUUGUAGAGGUAUGCACAGCCUUCCCUGCAGAGUACGCCAAGUAUGGCCACGUUAAGAUGCACCACGGCUACACCAACGUGCUGGGGCUGGGGGACUCGAGCACGUGGAAGCUGCCAUGCCUCAACCGCUACAUCUACAUGUUCCUUGCACCCUGCUUAGUCCCCAUUAUAACCCCUCUGGUGGCUCUUGAGCGGCUGAGGAAGGUAGAGCUGGGAUCAGCUCUGCAGACGCUGGGCCUCAUUUCCCUGGGCCUCUAUGCCCACUACUGGCUGCUCCUCAACGUGUCAGGCUUCAGGAGCCCCGGCUCAGCCCUGGCCUGCAUGCUGCUCACCCGAAGUCUGCUGGCCCACCCCUACAUCCAUGUCAACAUCUUCCAGCACAUUGGGCUCCCCAUGUUCUCCUUGGACAAGAAGCCCCGGCGGAUUCACAUGAUGAGUCUGGGCGUGCUUAACCUGCCCCGGCUGCCGGUGCUGGACUGGGCGUUCGGCCACUCCCUCAUCAGCUGCCACGUGGAGCACCACCUCUUCCCUGCACUCUCGGACAACAUGUGCCUGAAGGUGAAGCCCGUGGUGUCCAAGUUCUUCCGUGAGAAGCAGCUGCCCUACAACGAGGACUCCUACCUGGCUCGCUUCUGGCUGUUCCUCGAUCGCUAUGAGGAGUUCAUGGUGCAAGCCCCGCCGAUCACGGAGCUGGUGGGGAUGCAGUGAGGGCUGGACUCCGGUCCUGGCCUAGCCCUGUUCUGCUGGUGCUCCUGGCCUCAGGGGUGUGGUGCAGUGGCAGGUCACGGACCUGGAGCAAGGAGGCCCUGGGCAGGCAGCUCAUGCUGCUCUUCUGGGAUUUGAGGAAUGCCUGGUGGAAGAGAAUAAUGGCGGCUGAGCAAUGCUGUCUGUCAGGGUCUCUGCUGGCUCUGUCUCAGAACCCCUCCCUCUGCCCAUCUGAACCUGAGGAGGGUGGGGGUGGGAGGCGGAAGGUGAGGCAGUGUCUUGUUUGUGCUCCCUCCACGAAGGAAGCACAGACAAGAAUGUCAGCCUCGUGGGCUGCGGCCUUCCUGCUGCCAGCAACAGCCCCUCUGGCUCCGCCACUGUUAUUUCCUGCACUGUUUGAAGCCUUGCCUCCCCCCACCCUUGGCCCUCUUCCCAGGCACCACAGGAUCUGUCACUUUUGACAGAGCCCCUGAGUUCCUCAGCCAGAGAAGCUUGUGCUGGCACAGGCUCAGCAAUUCCCAGGGCCUGUGGUCUCAAGGAGAUAAAAGUAUGCUUUGUGGGGUGAAGUAUUCCAGGAGAAAGGGGAGAUGAGACGUCAGGGACAGAGCUGGGGAAAGAGCACACACAGCUUUAAGCUUGACCUGGGCUAGUUCUAGAAAAGUGUCUUGUGUGAUGUUUAGAAGUAGUAGACCAGGGAGAGAAAGUUAUUAUGGGGAGGCAUCUGGGGUGGGAGGGGAUUAUGGGAACUGCAUCCGUCCUCAGGGAAGAUCAACUUAGGACAGGAAGGAGGAGGGUGGGUGAGAACAAAAAGCUUGGCAGUGAAAGUCCAUAGCCUGGGCGUGAGGUGGGGAUGUAGGAGGGCGACUACUGCCAACCCCACAAAGAGGCCAAGGCGCAGGGGUACCACUGAGAGGGAACCCGAAGUAGGCAGAGCUGAGAGGCUGGAACCAAGAGGGUGCAAGGAAGCUCCUAGGUGAAGGUUAAGGGAGGGGCAGAGAGGCCAGGCCUAGGACAGGAGGCCAGAGAAGUUAGGGCAGGAUUUCUCACCCAUCACUGUUUUUUUUGGUAGUACUGGGGAUUGAACUCAGAGCCUUGUGCAUGCUAGGCAAGAACUCUACCACUGAGCUAUAUCCCCUGCCCAUUAUUUUUUUUUAAAGAAAAUUCAAAACAACAUAAGAGACUAAUGAUGGUUAAUACAGUUCACAUUAUGAUCUCUAAAUUAGUUACUCUGAGUACAAUAUAUAAGCAUUUAGUUGUCCAAGCAAUGAACUAAGUUUCUCUUAGUUUCUUUUCAAUGAACUAAGAGAAAUUAGUAGUAUUAUGUAUGUGUGUGUGUGCAUGUAUAUUUUGCUUUUUCCU
Messenger RNA from Octodon degus (degu), 2604 nucleotides. RefSeq names its product fatty acid desaturase 6 (gene Fads6). Gene Ontology annotation, biological process: lipid metabolic process. Gene Ontology annotation, molecular function: oxidoreductase activity, acting on paired donors, with oxidation of a pair of donors resulting in the reduction of molecular oxygen to two molecules of water. The transcript has 7 exons. Gene Ontology annotation, cellular component: membrane. NCBI's taxonomy places the organism in Eukaryota, Metazoa, Chordata, Mammalia, Rodentia, Octodontidae. The coding region runs from base 223 to 1248 and encodes 341 amino acids. The record is from RefSeq and is a predicted model, not a curated record.